AAUGAUUCCGGUAACAUUUGGCGUUCUGCAAAUACGUAGGACUCGAGACGUUUUGGUUGUACUUGUUCACUUCCGUUUUUGGUCAUCUGGGGAAACGUAUGAAAGCCUCCUUUCCAAUGAUCUUACAAAAAAAAAUCGUCAGAGUAACUUUGACAUCUUAGAUCUACUUAUAGCUUCCGAUGAACUACUACUAUCAGAAUUAUUUGAUCACAUCCAAGAUUAUCUUUUAAACACAAAAUUUGAAUGGGUCAAACGCAACGUAGUAAAAGUGCAUCGAACUAUCUAUCCGCAUGAAGGGUGCAAAAGGCUGCAAAACUUUUGCUUGGACGCCAUAUGUAAAAAUCCCGUGUUGGUAUUUGAAUCAAAGGAUUUUCUGGAAUUCGAGGAGUCGUUAUUGACGACGUUGCUUAGUAGAAAUGAUUUGCAGAUUGAGGAGAUUGUGAUUUGGGAACACUUGAUUCGUUGGGGCAUGGCUCAGAUGUCCGGAUUGAAUUCCUCGUCUUCAUCCACUUCGUCAUCAUUUGUUUCAAUUAGUUCGAUGCCAUUCUGUGAUGACACUAAUUCUCUUGUUAUUGACAAUAGUGGGGCAAAUACAAAUAAUGUUGAUUUAUCCGCUUGGAAUAACGAAGAUUUCUUGGAACUAGAAAGAAUAUUGCACAACUGUAUUCCAUUGAUUAGAUUCUUCCAUAUUUCCUCGAAUGAUUUCUACGAUAAAAUCUGGCCAUUCCAAAAAAUUCUUCCUGACGAUCUGAAAGAGGAUGUUCUUCAAUAUUACCUCAAGCGUAAUACCAUUCACCUCAACUUAUCUUAUUAUGCCAUCACUCACGCAGAAUCCCAUUCGCUCUCUUCCAACACUCUCACUUCAAUCCCGAGUCCCCUGAAAAACAUUUCUCGAUAUUUGCAACCACCUAGGAUAGUUCCCUUUAAUUCCACCUUAAUAAAAACCGAACACGUUGCUCGUUUUGGUGGCAACAGUUCUAACAAUAAUAACGAUUCAAAAUCUGGUAAUAGUUCGGGAUGUUCAAGUGGGUACAGCAGUGGAAGUGAGAAUAGUGCAAGUGGAAACGGCGAUAAGAAUAGCGUUCAACAAAGUAACGAAAAACGAUUGAAUUUGGAUGAUGCUAAAUUAAGCAGAGUUCGACGUCCUGGGUAUGCGAUAAGAAUUAAAGAUAAGACGUAUGGUCCGUGCUUUGGUGACAAGGAUUUGUGGAUGAGGAAUAACUUUAAUGCGUAUGAUAGUUGCAGUAGCGACAAAGAUGAUUACAGCGAUAAGGUGACGACUUUGAGUAAAUUUUGGGUGAUGGAAUACGAGGUGUUUCAGGUGAUCAGAAAGUAA
This is a messenger RNA of Acaulospora morrowiae, 1336 nucleotides long. Lineage: Eukaryota; Fungi; Glomeromycota; Glomeromycetes; Diversisporales; Acaulosporaceae. The record is from the annotation of a GenBank genome assembly.